Messenger RNA from Paramecium octaurelia, 1252 nucleotides. The record is from the annotation of a GenBank genome assembly. Lineage: Eukaryota; Ciliophora; Oligohymenophorea; Peniculida; Parameciidae.
AUGUUUAUCAGGAAUGAAAUGAAGUCUGGUCUUCAAAGUAGCGAUUCGUUUGUAUUAAGUAAUAAAUCAACCAGUUAAGAGAAAAUGUCUCAGGAGUAGAGUGCUCAAUAAUCACCUAAGAAGCGAUCACUGCUUAAAUAAAAACAUCAUCUCAUUCCACUUACUGAUAGGUUGGAAAUUAGAAAAUGCUAUUAUAAUGAUUAGUAAAACGAAGAGUUAAAAUCACAAGAACAUAGAUUAAACAAUUCUCUCUAAAAGAAUAAAAUAAAUUUACUUCCAAAAUUAUAAGGUUUGGAUUCAGAUAAGAGUUUGUAUCAAACUGUUAUUGAAAUAUUUCCUGCAGAUCAUCCAAUUUGGAACGAUUUAGUUGAAAAAUCUUAGACUAUAGAAGAAGUUAUCGAAUCCAAUCCAGCCUUUUUUUUAGGGCUAAUGAGUAAUUUUAUACAUAGGAUUAUGAUUAGCUCUUUAUGUAUAGCAAUCUAAACUGCAAGCACUUAAAAAUAAAUUUCAGUAAAAGGCUAUUCAAAGUUAAUACCAAUAGGAUUAUCAAAAUGGCAAUGUAGGAAACUAAGAUGUUCUAUUGGAUUAGUCGAAGGCUCAUGAUUAAAUGUGGGGCAAAAACCUUAAAUAACUAUACGCUGGGAGUGUCUAUAAUGUAUGUAAAAUAUUUAUAGAAGUCCCAAUAUCUGCCAUUUAAGUUGGAAAAAAAGAGAAAAUCUCCUAAGCAAGAUUUCAACCCUAAUUUAAGCCAUUCGUCUUAUUUAUCAACUUAUAGAUCUUAAUUUUAAAAUUGGAAACCUCAAUAUCCUGGCAAGAUGACAAGAGAGACAUCCUCAAUGGAGCCAUAAAAUUUGCCAUUUAUUUCGGAAACCAGUUAUACUCGAGAAUUCAAAAACGUAAGAACAGAAAGAUCUCCUUUAUAAAAGAUUGCAAAAUUGUAUGUAUUCAAAUUUUAAUCAGAGGACCCUUUGCUGAAAACUCCGAGUAGUUAGUCAAAGAAAGUACAUCUUCGUAUUACUAAUAAUAACAGUUUAAUAGAAUUCCUUCAAAAUUAAUGCGCCCAAUGAGUCCAAAAUUAUUCAAUGCUAGUUUUGAAGGAUAGUAUACAUCAGAAUUUAAUAAGUAAAAAUAAGUAAUAUUAAGAUCUUACCACAUAAAUUCAGAUCAAGAAUCUUCUUUUGCAAAUAGAUUUUAUGAAAGUAAUUCUGUAAAGAAAAUCUUUGAUAGAAAAUUAGAUAGUAAAAUUUUUUGA